This is a messenger RNA of Talaromyces marneffei, 861 nucleotides long. RefSeq lists its product as uncharacterized. Gene Ontology annotation, molecular function: protein binding. Lineage: Eukaryota; Fungi; Ascomycota; Eurotiomycetes; Eurotiales; Trichocomaceae. The transcript has 4 exons. Bases 1 to 861 code for a protein of 286 amino acids. The record is from RefSeq and is a predicted model, not a curated record.
AUGUUUGUCAAAAAAUCAUCCCACGGCCGCUCCGAGAGUUUCACCAGCAAGUAUCGAGCCGGCAAGUCGACAUCCACAUCAACUUCGCGGAGCAUAAAACGAUCAUUUCGAGACCAUGCUGGAGGCAGUCACUCCGUAUCAGAAAGUAGACAUGGGAAAUACACUUCACAUACUUCUCCACUAGCUGAACAAAACCUCACCUCGGCCGUAGUCACAAUCUGCGUCGGCAAAGACCAGCGCCUCUUCGCCGCCCACGAAGACGUUUUAUCGCUCUCACCGGUCUUCGCUGACUGUUGCCGUGAACAGUUCCUGCAAGCUCAUAACAAGCAAAUCAGUCUACCCGAUGAGCAACCCGAGAUCCUAUCUUCGAUACUCGAAUAUCUGUACAAAGGGGACUACUAUCCUCGCCUCAUACAUAACAAACGUCGCGAUACCUGGUCGUUGGAAGAUGAUGUGAUGGACGUUGAUGGCGAUGACUCAAAAGAUGCUGCAUAUCUUCAUCAGGCGGAUGGAAGCAUGAUUUUGAAAGAUACCGCCAUGUACUGCGCCGGCGAACGCUACAAACUCCCCGAACUAAAACGUCUCGCGCUCCGCAAACAAGGCCUUCAAGCAGGCAUACACUGCAGCACAAUCCUGACCAGCGCCCGAUAUGCCUACGCAAAUACUCCAGAAAACGACAGCCAGCUACGUGCCCACUACCUUGCUCUAAUCAUCAGGAGCAGAUCAACGUUUAAGAGGAGUGGGACUAUGCAGAUGGAGAUGGAGAAAGGCGGGAAGGUGUUUUUCGAUUUAUUUGUGGCUAUGUGUAAUCAUAUGGACGAUAUUUCGACCGCCUCUCCGGCUUUGAGUAGGAGAACUUAG